UUCUUGGCAACAGGGCAACGGGAGAAGUUGGUGAGGGAAUCAUGUCGGAGGUUAUUCACGUCAAAACUGAGACAGACGAAUUUUGUCUAAAGGGAAGAACAUGUGAAGUAUCUUCAUAUUCAUUUAUACCAAAAGAAAGAAAGAAUCCACCUGAGAGGACGUACUUUGGAUCGGAGAAGAAGGGACGGUACUCCAAUUCGACGUAUGACCGCUUGUUCAAACAGGAUGAAGGAUAUAACAACAAACUCCAUCGGGAUGACCGGGAACACGCCAAGUUAAGAGGACUCACAGUCAAUGAUGAGGAAAAGGAAAAGAUAGUCCCUACUCUUUCAUCUUCUGAAUACGGACAUCGGCUAAAAAUCCAUGUGGAUCAUCCAGACAGAGCACAUGUUCGCAUCGGGUAUGUCAACUCGGAGUUCUAUCGACGUAAUGGAAUCACAUCCUGAGUUGGCUGUUGCUGCAGGUCCAGAUGUUGGUGUCGCUGCAGGUGUAGAUGCUGCCCGCAUUGAAGAAACCCUAUGUUGACUGAGAUUUUAUGUUCUGUGAUACUGACUGAGUUACAUGGUGUUUUAGUCU
Haliotis rufescens (red abalone) is the source of this 576-nucleotide messenger RNA. RefSeq lists its product as uncharacterized. Lineage: Eukaryota; Metazoa; Mollusca; Gastropoda; Lepetellida; Haliotidae. The transcript is spliced from 3 exons. Bases 42 to 446 code for a protein of 134 amino acids. The record is from RefSeq and is a predicted model, not a curated record.